Messenger RNA from Photinus pyralis (common eastern firefly), 4602 nucleotides. Its product is annotated as cilia- and flagella-associated protein 100-like. Bases 1099 to 2916 code for a protein of 605 amino acids. NCBI's taxonomy places the organism in Eukaryota, Metazoa, Arthropoda, Insecta, Coleoptera, Lampyridae. The transcript is spliced from 7 exons. The record is from RefSeq and is a predicted model, not a curated record.
ACCAACCAUACCAUAGUCCUCCUCCUCGACCCCUUAUCGAGAUCGGAUAUAUUCCCUUAUACCUCCAGAACACAUUGUCGGAAUAGGGCACUACUUACAAAGGGCGAUUGGGAUGUCUAGAAGAAAUAUAUCCAAUGGUCAUAUCAAAACCUUAAGGGCGAAUAUGUCGAAAACGGUUUGUCGGAGAAAAGUAUACUCUCAAAGGCAAAAUGAAUCGACUGGACGAGACAUAUCUAUUGAUGAAGUCGAAGCAAAUACCUUGACCACGAAGUAUCGUACUUAUAAAAGGCAAGUGGAACAUUAUAGGACGAGACAUAUUUAUUUUUGAUGUCAAAGCUUUCAGUGCAAAUAUCUGCAGAUUGGAGUGUCGGAGGAUUUUGAAUGUAUGCCAGGCGACCGUUAAAUGUUUAUGUGUAAAGAGCUCCCUCCCCAUUAAUUAUCUACCAAAAAUCAACCACAAAGCUAAUUCGAUUUUUUUAAAAAAAUGCGCUUUAUCUGCGCAAAAGUUGUGCACAAUUUAUACUUGUUUUUGAUUGUUGAUAAUUUCUGAUACGUUCUGGGGCGAAAAACAUGUAUUUGAAAAUUUUACUUUUUAAGGUUGGAUGUUAAAAUUGACCAUUAGCUUUAAAACGUAGUACCUAAAGUUCGUGAAUUACUAAUUAUAUGAUUCCUUAUUCAACGAUUAUACCAUCGUCCAAAAAUAUUAUGUAGCGUAAUCAAUUUGAACAAAAUCUGGGUCUGCUGUUCAUUUCGCUGCCACACUAUUCUAUUCUGUACACCCCAACUACUUCUGUAUGUGUGAAAAUUGUACCCUGGAUCUUAUCUUGAUACAACCAUACUCAAAAUCAAAGAUAUUGAAUAAUAUUGACAAGCUUUUUAAUUUGUUUAUAGAAUACAACUACUUCAAUUAUUUUAUAACAUUCACUCCUUGAUACUUUAUACAAAGUUUGUACAGAACACUUUUCAACAGUAUGCAAUCCAAUAACCCCAAAAAAUGUUGUGUUGCCAGAGAAACAGUAAAUGAAUCGAUAGUAGUGAAAGUAGGACGCGCGUAAGUGAUUCAAUUUCAAAUGUCCCUUUUUGACAUUUAUUAUUAAGAUGUCUUCAAUUGGUGUCGAAUGUGAUAAAAAAGUGAAAGAAAAGAAGAGGAUGGUGUGUGAAAGACAAACCGAACAGAAAAUUAAAGAACCCAAGUUAAAACCGCCAUCCGUUUACGAACGAGUCUUUGGAAAACCUGGUAAACCUCGAGAUCAUUAUUUUACAGCCGGAGUUAAGAUAAAUGAGAGUAACAAAAGAAACAUUCACACGGAAGCUUUGCCAUUUUCAUACCCGAAAGACCUGGAAGAAUUCUCGUACAGGAUAAUGUCGAAGGCUUGGCGGAAGAACAGAAUCAAGCGGGAGAACGAGCGCAAGUACAACGAAAGGUCAAGUCAACGUACACGGCAAAAGAUGGAUCUGCUGAAUCGGCUGUACGUGGAAGAGCCCGAAGUGAAAAGCAUGAAAACUAUCCUACAUGUUGAUCCGAAAUUCUUUACACUGGUAGAAGGACGUCCGGUGGCGUGUAAGUUUAACAGGCGAGAUUACAUCGAGGACGUGAGGAAUGUACUUCGAACGAAGAUAGUAACGGGUUAUAGAGAGGACGAUAUCAUGCAAAUUGAUGAGAACUUCGCAACCGAAGUGAAAGUCGUUCAAGAAAUCGAAGUGGAAUUGCAAAAGUACGUCAACAAGUUUGAGGAAUUUCUAGAGCAGGACUAUUCAACCACCAUGGCUCUAAUAACAGAAUCUGAUCAGCAACAAUCACAAGCUGACGAGCAAAAUGAAAUACUCCUAAAUCUAUCAAAAGAAUUUGGCUCGAUACAGUCAACGGUAUUUAAUUUGGAGGAGAAAUGGCGUAACUGCAAAAUGUAUCAGAAAUUCCUCUACCUUGUCAGCCCUAUGGAUUGGAGAGAAAAUCAUGAUUUUUAUUUGAAACAGGAAAAGUCGAAUGAAAGUAUUGGAGAUCCGUCCGUGUUCGAGAGAUUUAAGCUUGCGCCAGUGGGGGAAGUACAAUCAUUGGCCAAUCUCAUCGAUCAAUUCGUUGAGGAUGUAGAAAUGCAGGACGAACCUGAGCUCUUCUUUACUGAACCAAAUCAACUUCUCAAAGUGUUUUCCUUUAUCGAGCUACAAAAUUUGAAUACCCUCCUGCAUUCUGAGGAGUUAGCUGUACCACUAGAGCAGGUCAAGGAGGCAAUGAAGUACAUCGAGAAAUCAUUCAAUAAUCAAGUUACUUCAUUACAAGACGAAAUUGAUAAUCUUGAACGGGAGAUAAUAUGGGAGGAGGAACGGGCGAAAUACUUGGAGGAACUGGCUUUGGAACUGAUAAAUGGAAACUUUAAAGAGCUGAUAUCCAACGACGAGGCGAUAAACUUGCACGUGUUCGUCGAGGACGUUUACGAAAAUCGCAUAGGUAUGAACGAUUCCAAUUUGACAAUGAAGGAUAUGAUGAAGGGCAUCGAAACGGGUUAUCGCGACUAUCUGUUGCAAUUGGAUCGACUGCCCGACGAUUUAGUGUAUAAGGCCGAGAUGAGCUGUUACAGAAAGGAGGAGAAGACUAUGCUGCUUGCCGAGGAGGCUGCAAAGAAGGUUGUUCAAGUUGAGAGGCUAAUGAAGCAACUUACUCGACUGUUGGAACCGCCCACCUAUCAAACAACGAGAAGUUUAAAGUGGCGCUCUCCGCCGGUUGAUUUUAAAGUGAAACCACCACCUCCACCGAGGCCAUUAACUGAAGAGGAAAUGGAUCGUCUCGAAUUCUUCAGUGAUUUUUUUAUUAUUUUCUUUGCUGGUGAAGGUGCCAAAUGUAACUGGCCUUCGUUCAGGUUUUUUCUACAUUUAACGUACCCCAAUCAUAUCUACUCGCUCCGCCGUUACUUAUCCUAAAUACACAAUGGCCAAGAGGAUGGAAGAAUCAACAGCGUUUGAUCUAGUGUCCGCUCAAAAAUUUCAGCUGGAGCCUUAAGAUCCUAACAAAUAUGAUCAAGAAGAGAAAAAGAAAAUGCAAUUAAGCGCGUGGUAUUAAAACCAACUAACCAAAAAAGGUCAAGAAAAAAAAGGAAAUAAUCAUUCCUUUAUUAUUAGUCCUAUCAACAACUUUUUGUUUAUUAUGGCAACAUGAAUCACAGAGGACAGCGUUGAUGGCACAGGAGUCGAGGUUAUCAUUUAUUUAGCCUCAACUAAAGGUCGGUUUUUUUAUUUGCUGGUAAAUAUUUUCGCCCGAUAAGAGACUAGACUGGACAACAAUUGUCUCCACAACGAUAUCUAUGGAAUAUAUCAUUAUUGGAUAAUAAAGAUAUUGCGAGAUAAUAUUAUAAUAAACGUAUAAAGCAUGGUUUUCCCUGGGAUGGAGAAAUUAGUUUCUACUAUUUUUUUUAGAUGACAAAGGUUUUUUACCGUAUAUAUGCAUAUAUGCCCUUGCGAUAACCAAACCAGCCAAACUUUCCACAUCAUUUACUUUUUACUCAAUGACCACAGUACAAAAAAGUAGUAGCGGGUGGAGAAAGGUAGCGCUUUCCAAAAAUUGGUAAAUGGAUUACUAAGAACUUCAAUUAUCUGAUACAAAAAAAUGAAACAUUUAACCUUAGUCGUUAAUGAAUUCCCAUCGAAGACCCAUUUAGAUAAAUUAAGGUUGAUAACCUUGGAAACGUCGCGUUUGACACAACAUUCGAGAUCGUCAACAUGUUAGGACGCAUCAUCUGCCUCUUCUUCCUAAUCGGGUAUCCUAACGCCCAUGGCAAAAGCGAAUUGCCAGAAUCACCUAACUGUGGACAUCAAAUUGUGGAUUCGGGUAUGGAACUAAGAGCCACUGCCCGAGAAGGCGAAUUUCCAUGGACAGUUCAACUCAAAUACGAAGGGAAAAGCCCGUAUCGUUGUGUUGGAUCUUUAAUUAAUGACAGAUACGUACUUACGUCUGCGGUAUGUGUCACAACAAAAAAUCAACUUCCAACUGGAGCGUUGCUUGGUGUGCACGUUUUAGGCGAAGGUGAACAUAGCGAAGAGUUCGGUAUUGAAAGGAUUAUUCCAUAUGAGAGUUUUCGAACUGGAAGUAAUAAUUUCGAUGACGACAUCGCAUUGAUCAAGCUAAAUGACACGGUGAAAUAUUCAGAUUACAUAAAGCCAAUUUGUCUACCGGCGAAAGGCGAAUCGUUGGUUCAACCAGAAGAUAAGGUUAUUAUGACUGGAUGGGGAAGAGAUGUAGACAAUCAAGAAGUAAAAACUAAGAAAGUGGUAAUUCGUCGUGUUAUUACAAACGAGGCUUGUGAAUUGCAAUUCUCUAAGCACAAUGUUCACAUUGGGGAAGGUUUUAUUUGCACCGAUGGUUUGAAAGGCUACAAGGAUUAUAUAUGUUCUGGAAAUGCUGGCGCUCCUAUAGUGGCGAAAAGUGGUGGGACGUGGUACCAGGAAGGAAUCGUGUCAAUUGGUAGUAAAUGCGGUGUCGAUUUUCCGGAUGCUAAUACGAGGGUUUCCAAGUAUGUGACGUGGAUAAAUAAGCAACUGGCUCAAAGCACAGACUAAGUUAGCUGCAUUCAUUAAAUGAAACUUCAUUAAAAAAAUAAAAAAUCAAGUACU